AAUAGCGUAACCGGAGGAGACGACGCCGAGCAGCUGGGCAGGAUCCGCCUCUUUCUUCCCUUGCGGCCGGGGCUGACAUUGUCUUAGCUCCGCACGACACAGGCUGCUGCUGCGCCCGGCUCCUUCCUUCCUCCUGCGCCAUCCGUCCCAGCCCGGCUGAGCCAUCCCCACAGAAUAUAAUGGCUACUUUACAAGAGAAACUGAUUACACCAAUUGCAGCAGAAUCCACCACCCCUAACAAUAAGAUCACCGUAGUGGGGGUUGGCCAAGUUGGAAUGGCCUGUGCCAUCAGCAUUCUUGGAAAGGGUCUUUGUGAUGAGCUUGCUCUGGUUGAUGUUUUGGAAGACAAACUAAAAGGAGAAAUGAUGGAUCUGCAACAUGGGAGCUUGUUCCUCCAAACUCAUAAGAUUGUGGCAGACAAAGAUUAUGCUGUCACAGCUAAUUCUAAGAUUGUGGUAGUAACUGCAGGAGUUCGUCAGCAAGAAGGGGAGAGUCGCCUGAACCUGGUCCAGAGGAAUGUGAAUGUCUUCAAAUUUAUUAUUCCUCAGAUUAUGAAGUAUAGUCCCAAUUGCACCAUCCUUGUGGUUUCCAACCCAGUGGAUAUAUUGACCUAUGUCACAUGGAAGCUAAGUGGGCUGCCCAAACACCGUGUGAUUGGAAGUGGCUGCAAUCUAGAUUCAGCUAGAUUUCGCCAUCUGAUGGCUGAAAAACUUGGCAUCCACCCCACCAGCUGCCAUGGCUGGAUCUUAGGAGAACAUGGUGAUUCUAGCGUGGCUGUUUGGAGUGGAGUGAAUGUGGCAGGCGUUUCCCUCCAGGAGCUUAACCCGGCCAUGGGUACUGACAGAGACAGUGAGAAUUGGAAGGAAGUCCACAAACUGGUGGUUGACAGUGCCUAUGAAGUGAUAAAACUUAAAGGAUACACUAACUGGGCCAUUGGCUUUAGUGUUGCUGAUCUAAUUGAGUCUAUGCUGAAAAAUCUGUGCCGGGUUCACCCAGUGUCAACCAUGGUAAAGGGCAUGUAUGGCAUAGAGAAUGAAGUUUUCUUGAGCCUUCCUUGUGUGUUAAGUGCCUCUGGAUUGACAAGCGUAAUCAACCAAAAGCUGAAGGAUGAGGAGGUGGCUCAACUCAAGAAGAGUGCAGAUACAUUGUGGAGCAUCCAGAAAGAUCUCAAGGAUCUGUAAUCUAUGAAUGUUAACUUCCAGCAGUGUAAAAACUGCAUAGUGUGUGCAUAUGUGGGCUUUCUAGUUACUGUACAUCUCUGGAGCUAACAUUUCAUUGAUCUUCCAAAAGUGAAAUGAGCUUUUGUCCACAGCAACUAAACAUAUGCUUGUUGUAAUGUGUAGACUUUAUGAACAAAUAAAACUAACUUUCGAACAUG
Molecule: messenger RNA, 1378 nt
Organism: Terrapene triunguis (Three-toed box turtle)
Lineage: Eukaryota; Metazoa; Chordata; Testudines; Emydidae
Gene: LDHB
Product: lactate dehydrogenase B
Exons: 8
Coding region: 180-1181 (333 amino acids)
Biological process (GO): carboxylic acid metabolic process
Cellular component (GO): cytoplasm
Molecular function (GO): L-lactate dehydrogenase (NAD+) activity
Source: RefSeq, a predicted model, not a curated record